This is a messenger RNA of Salvia miltiorrhiza (redroot sage), 1238 nucleotides long. RefSeq names its product zinc finger A20 and AN1 domain-containing stress-associated protein 8-like. Lineage: Eukaryota; Viridiplantae; Streptophyta; Magnoliopsida; Lamiales; Lamiaceae. The record is from RefSeq and is a predicted model, not a curated record. The coding region runs from base 453 to 950 and encodes 165 amino acids. Gene Ontology annotation, molecular function: zinc ion binding; DNA binding. The transcript is spliced from 2 exons.
AUCCGACCCUUAUUCCGGAUUUUUGUUGCAGAUUGAGAUUGUUCAGGCUCCAAGAGUUCACAGCUCCAAAGCUAGAGUGAUUUUCUCUUUCUUGGUCUCUUUCAAUUCUUUAUUAAUUUUAUUUUUACCAUUUUUUAAAUAAAUUAACUUCUUUAAAUACCGAAAGGUACAAAGAAGGGCAUAAUAUCGUCUGAUCAAAAAUCAAACCCGAGUCUCUAUCUCCUCUUUUUCGCCCCUACGCCUCUUGAAUCUUGCUCAUAUAAUCCAUCAUACAAGGUGCUUUUCAUCCUAUUUCCUAUUUAAUUCUUAGUUUUCGUAUACAAUUCGUGUCCGAUGUUGUGAUCUGCUUGUGGGUUUUGUUUGUUUUGGUGGAAAAAUUGAAUCUUUGAGUUUUCUUGUUGGAGGGGGAAAAUAGUCUAUAGGUUUCGGCGAAUUCAAGGAUUCUUGCAUAAAUGGAAUCCACCAAAGAGACUGGUUGCCAAGCUGCAGAAGGUCCCAUUUUAUGCAUAAACAACUGUGGCUUCUUCGGGAGUGCUACGACGAUGAAUAUGUGCUCCAAGUGUCACAAGGACAUGAUACUGAAACAACAACACGCCAAGCUUGCAGCAUCAUCCAUUGAGAAUAUUGUAAAUGGUGGAUCAAGUAGCAACGAGAAAGUACUUGAUUUUGCUGAUGCAGCCAGUGUUGAAGCAGGAUCAGUCGAGUUGAAGGCAGCCCCCGAACAAUCAUCAAAUGCAGAGCCGAAGGCGAAGCAGGGCCCGAAUAGAUGCACUAUCUGUUGCAAGCGUGUGGGUUUGACACCAUUCAAGUGUAAGUGUGGGGACCUCUUCUGCUCAAUUCAUCGCUAUGCAGACAAACACGCCUGCCCGUUUGAUUACCAGGCUGCUGCUCGGGAUGCUAUAGCAAAAGCCAACCCUAUUGUUAAAGCUGAGAAGGUCGACAAGAUCUAGGAGUACGGCCUCAAAGUCGUGAAGGGAAAACAUGAUGCUCAUUUUGUACAUCUUUGCAUCUUUGUGUAAGUUGGGCGGUAUCUUGAAAGCUAUCUAGUUGAUCUUUGGUUGGAUGGGGUAAGGCUAUGGUAUUUGGCUAUAUUUCGUUUUCUUGCAUUCUACGAACCUUUCAGUUCUUGCCGAUUGACUAGGUCAUCUUGGUUCAUCUAGUGUGUAAGUUGUUAUUUGCUGGCCCAAAUCAAAUUGUUCGUGGAAUUCAUGACUAUGCAUUUUACACCUCUUUUCUCA